AUGUCUCAUCACCCACAAAACCCAUAAGGGCAUUAAAUAUUAAAAACUAUGCACUUCCAUCAACACAAGGGCUUAGACUUGAAUAAAAUCCCAGCUGAUUGGAAUAAAGCAAUUAGACAUGCAAAAUCCAGAGAAACUAAACCUGAAAGGGCCAAAAUUUCAGACGAUGAUUUCGAAGAAGUUUGUGAGUGUUGUGGUUACGAAUUAAAUAGAUAACCAAUAGGCUUAUUUGUACCUAGCAUUUAGCUUGGAUUUUUAGGUUCUGGUUUCCCUCUUUUUUACAAUUAUAUCCAAUAUUGUAUUAUUAUGCUUACUUGUUUAUUAGCUAUUUAGGGUAUACCUAAUAUAAUUUACAACUACAAGGGAAACUUUUGUGAUAAAACUCUCUUAGAAGCUUAUGAGGCCGCUGAAGAAAAUAAGGAACAUCCUGAAGAAGGUUUUCUACUUCCCUGCCCUGAAAGUUUUACUAAUAGAAUUUCAUUUGCUAAUGUACUGAAUAUAGAAGAAGGAAUUAAAUCUAAUAUGCAUUUCUCAACAGCAGCUGUGUUAGUCUAAAUAGUUUUAUGUAUUUUCUUCAGAAGAAGCCAAAGAUAAAUAGAAGUUGAUGUUGAUAUAAAAUACAACACUCCAGCUGACUACACUGUUUGGGUGAAGCACGUUCCUAAAGACAUUCCAAAUCCUAAAGAAGCUAUUAAGAGACACUUUAAAGAUUAAAAUAAAAGGGUAACAAAAGUGAACUUGGUCUAUGACAUUUCUGAAAUCGAAGAAUUAGAAGAAGAAUUUAAGGAAUUGAUAAAGGAGAAGUAAAAAAACUUAAAAGAACACGGAUUUAAUAAUAAAACUCAAGAGUUGUAGGAAAUUGAAUAAAAGAUUUAAAAAGUAGAACAUGAAAUAAGAGAAAAAGAAAUUAACAUAGUGCACGAUCGUACCAAAUUUACUGGCUAGGCAUUUGUUAGCUUUGAAACUGAAAAAGAAAAAGAAGAUUUGUUCACUUUUGCUCCUCCAAGUCUCGGAUCAAAGAUUUGUAAUUUCAUAACUUCAUUAGGAAAGUUAGAUCGUUAUAUUGAUUCUCAAAUCUUCGAGGGAAAACAUAAUAUUUUAAUAGUUGAUGCUCCUGAGCCAAACGAUAUAGAUUGGGAAUUUAUUCACUGCAGUACUGGUUCAAAGGUUUUAGCUAGAUUCAUUUCAUUAAUUAAAUGGAUUGUAUUGAUUGCCUUCAGUUUUUCAAUUAUUUGUCUCAUAACCUAUUUCCAGAACUUAAAAAUUGAUCACGUCUAAGAGGAAUUGCUUGAAUUGUAGCACAAAAGCAAAAAGAAUAAUGAAUAAAUCGAUAAGGAAGAGGAAGAAAAGGUUCAUUCAUCAAUGGCUAUAAUAUCAGUCUUUUCAUUUUUAAUUUCAACUUCCAUUGUACUUUUUAAUAAAUUUGCACUCCCUUUUCUUGUUCACCACAUAGUUGAUGCAGAAAAAUGGUCAACAAAAACAAAGUUAAAUAUUUCUUUCGCUUUCAAAUUAACUAUUGCACUCUUCUUCAACACUGCAUUGAUUACUGUCUUGAUAGAAGUUAUCUUAUUCAAAAACUUCUAUGGCAUUGGUGGUGGUAUGAUUCUGAAUGAAGAAUUGGUCUUCAUUUUCAACGCAAUUAUUCCUUCUCUUGCAUGGGUCAUUGACCCAUGGUCGAUCAUUAAGAAUAUCCAAAGAAACAAAGAGCUCAAAAAUAAAGAAAAAUCUGUCCUCACUUAAGAUGAAGCUAACAAAUUGAUGGAACAUCCAGACUAUGCUAUGGGUAAAAGAUAUGCUGAUAUUAUGAAAACCAUGUGGUUCACUUUCUUUUUCUCCCCUGUUAUCCCUGUUGGAACUUUCUUCUCAUUGAUUGGUUUAAUUUUAUACUACUUCACAGAUAAGUAUAAUUUAAUUUACAGAAGAACAGUCAAAGAGUCUAUUGGUAAAAGCUUAUCCUUUGAAAUGAUGGAUUUAUAAGAAUAUUCUGUGUUGUUGCACUGCUUUGGUAAUAUUGCAUUUAAGUGGAUACUUGCAAAGGAAGUGGAUUUAACUUCUUUUGUUCUAUUUGGCAUUUGCUUGCUUAUAUCUUUAGUUCCUAUGGAUAGCUUUAAUGAAUGGCUUUUCGAAAUAAAUGCUCAUUCUGAAAGCAAACAUUAUUCUUAAGUCAAAGACUAGUUUGAUACUGACUACGAUAGAGAGAAUCCCAUAACUAAGCACGAAGCACUUGUUGAAUUCCAAAAAUCAAGAGCAAGCAAAACUCAUUUAUGA
Molecule: messenger RNA, 2268 nt
Organism: Tetrahymena thermophila SB210
Lineage: Eukaryota; Ciliophora; Oligohymenophorea; Hymenostomatida; Tetrahymenidae
Product: kinase domain protein
Exons: 10
Cellular component (GO): plasma membrane
Molecular function (GO): calcium-activated cation channel activity
Source: RefSeq, a predicted model, not a curated record